AUGGUCCGACUCCCGUGGCUUCUCCUCAUCGCUUUCGGACCUUUCUUGUGUCUGGCCGUCCGCUAUGGCGUCGCCGACAAGUGUCCGUCAAUUCCACCAUCCUUGUGGUGCAGCAGCGACAAGAUCAUCAAGCAGUGCGGCUUCGAGGAACAUUGCCAAAGGUUAGGCUAAGUUCAGAAAGCUCUCAUAAAAACAAAUAUUGAAAAAUAUUUCCGAGUUGUCUCUUUUUUUUUUAAACGAUCAUGUUUUUUUUGAAGCGCAAGCUCAGAAAGAUUCGAAAUUUGAGAAAUUGAAUCUCUUCUAAAAUGAACGCUGAUGCAUAUAUUAUUUCUCAGUUAGCCUUAAAACUUUGACAACAUUUUUGCACAGAUUCAAAUCUGCAACGUGGAACCAGAGAGUGAACAUCACGGUGCUGGUGGAAGCGCUGUGUCCGGACUGCCAGCAGUUCAUCGCCAACCAGCUUUAUCCGGUCAUCUACAAGAACUUCCGGGAUGUCGUAAACAUCCAGCUUGUUCCCUUCGGCAACGCCAAGAUCCAGCCGGUGUCGCAUCUCGACGGUUAUCUUAUUUCUAAACGUCUUUCAGGAUGGCUCCAUCGUGUGUCAGCACGGCGAAGAAGAAUGCGAAAUAAACAAGUUUGAGUCUUGUCUUAUCAACUCUUUCGAGUCCCAAGACGAGUAUGUGCCAGUCAUUUUCUGUAUCGAAAGCCAGUUGAAGGUCAGUAGACGGUUUGAUUCAUCUCAAAAGUUUUAUAGAACAAACUCGGGCGAAGUCUGAAAGGCGGAUAGCGCCCGCUAAAAUUUAAAGGCACCAAAAAGAGUCCCUUUAGCGAGCCUUCCAUUUUUUCUAAAACUUUGUAGGUCCGAAUGGUGGGAAAAAGGAGAGGCAGCAAAAUUAGAGCAUAAAAGCCGAUGAAAUAGGGCAAAAAUGCAGCAAAAAAGAAGCCUUCGUCAUCCUAAAAAGAACAUACCAAUGAAGAUUUUUCCACCCUUUCGACCUUGUCUAUGAAGUCUAACAAAUCAAUUGUCUAAUUGUUAGAAAAUUAGAAACAGCGAUUAUAAUAACCUUCUUUGUGAUCAAUAAAUAUUUUUAAAAGAGAAAUAUCUAAAAAUAUCAACUUAAAAUUUUAAAAAAAGCAGACCAAGUUACUUGUUAUAUUAUUGAUGAAUUUCUGAAACUUUUUUUUAAGGAUAAAGUCGCGUUCGCCACGGCCACGGAGAAAUGCUUCCAAAAAUUCAACGUAACCGAAGAUGUCCAACGUAUGACACAGUGAGCUUUUCCUUCACUGCCAAAACGAUAUGAAGUUACAGAUCUUGCCUAGUCUCCAACAUAGGCGCUCGCCUUCAAAAGAAAGCGGCUGAUCUGACCAACUCAGUUUGGCCCGAUCAGGUAGCCAAAAUGAAACUGAAGAGAAGAAUCAUUAUCAGUUUUUGAGCACAAAUUUGUUCCAUGGGUCGUUUUCAACGGCGUCUCGCUGACCAACUUGCAGGUCUACCAGAACCAAAUUCCUCUCCUCAUUUGUCAAUGGUAUGACCACCAGUCUUCCCAUCUCAACAUGUUCUUUGAAGGUACAACGGCGACCAGAAGAUUUCCUACUGCGAGUCUGCUCUGAAGGAAAGGUUCCGCGCUGGAAGCACCAACUUCUUUUAUUAA
Messenger RNA from Caenorhabditis auriculariae, 1652 nucleotides. NCBI's taxonomy places the organism in Eukaryota, Metazoa, Nematoda, Chromadorea, Rhabditida, Rhabditidae. The record is from the annotation of a GenBank genome assembly.